Molecule: messenger RNA, 1059 nt
Organism: Fraxinus pennsylvanica
Lineage: Eukaryota; Viridiplantae; Streptophyta; Magnoliopsida; Lamiales; Oleaceae
Source: the annotation of a GenBank genome assembly
AUGGAAAAUACAGAAUUCUUCCAGGGAGGUUACUGUAAUCCUCAAUUGACGACGGAAAAACGUCUUUCCGACGUGAAAAAUGGUGAUCAUUUCAUCAUUGAGGACCUUUUAGACUUCCCGAAUGAGGAUGGAAUGGUAACGGAUGGGCCAUUCGAGGCAGUGAUGACCGGAAUCUCGACCGACUCCUCCACUGUCACGGUGGUAGACACCUCAUGCAAUUCAUCCUUCUCUGGAAGAAGAGCUGACACUCAUUUCGCCGGUGAUAAUAUUGGUGGCUGCCGGAGUUUCGCCGAUGGCCAGUUCUCCAGUGAACUUUACGUGCCGUAUGAUGAUUUGGCUGAAUUGGAAUGGCUAUCGAAUUUUGUGGAGGAAUCAUUUUCCAGUGAAGAUUUGCAGAAACUGCAGCUGAUACAAGGAAUGGAGGCCCCUGCUGAUGAAGUUUCAGGAACUCACCCAUACCAAUGCCAGCCGGAAACCACCAGAAAUGCCAGAAUGCUCGGCCCCGAUAUGUCGGUCCCGGCCAAGGCACGCAGCAAGCGGUCACGCACCGCCCCUGGAAACUGGACAUCCCGUCUCUCUGUGGUGUCCCCAACCCCGCCCGCAGUCAAAACGCCGCCUGCAGUCUCAUCCUCAUCGGAGUCUGACGUAGUCCCAAGCUCCGGGAAGAAGCUUGUGAAAGUGCCGCAAAAGAAGGAGGGUUCAGAUAAUGCAGCCACCAUGAAUGGGGGCGAGGGGCGGAAGUGCCUGCACUGUGCGACGGAUAAGACGCCCCAAUGGCGUACAGGGCCCAUGGGGCCUAAAACACUUUGUAAUGCAUGUGGUGUGCGUUACAAGUCAGGUCGACUCGUUCCCGAGUACAGGCCGGCAGCAAGCCCGACUUUCAUGCUUACUAAACAUUCCAAUUCUCACAGGAAAGUUUUAGAACUGCGUCGACAAAAGGAGAUGGUUAGAGCCCAGCAGCAACAAUUUCUUCAUCCGAACACGAUGUUCGAUGUAUCUAAUGGCGAUGAUUACUUGAUUCAUCAACAUAUCGGGCCUGAUUUUCGGCAGCUUAUUUAG